This is a messenger RNA of Hordeum vulgare subsp. vulgare (domesticated barley), 1043 nucleotides long. RefSeq names its product 17.5 kDa class II heat shock protein-like. Gene Ontology annotation, biological process: response to hydrogen peroxide; response to heat; protein folding. The transcript has a single exon. The record is from RefSeq and is a predicted model, not a curated record. NCBI's taxonomy places the organism in Eukaryota, Viridiplantae, Streptophyta, Magnoliopsida, Poales, Poaceae. The coding region runs from base 289 to 777 and encodes 162 amino acids.
UCUCUGCUGCCUCGGAUGACAUGUGGGCCCAAGACUACCGCUAAACAAUUCUGAAGGUGGAACCUCUAGAAGUUUCUCCAUCAGCGGCCGAAGCAUUCCCCUCUGCUCCGCGCUCGUUCCACCACCUUUCAGAAGUUUCCAUCACCUUCCAGACUCUCCUCCGGCGACCUACAUAAACUCCCUCCUCCUCCCAUCGCAUCACCACCGUAAAAUUCCACAAGAUUCAAGAAACAAUCCAACGCAGUCCAACCCGAGGAGAUCGAUCGAGCUCGAGAUCAGCCGGCAAGAAUGGCGGGCAUGGUGUUCGGCUUGGAGAACCCGAUGAUGACGGCGCUGCAGCACCUGCUGGACUUCCCGGAUGGCGAGGCCGGCGGACUAGGCAACACCGGCGGCGAGAAGCAGGGUCCGACACGCACCUACGUCCGCGACGCGCGCGCCAUGGCGGCCACACCGGCCGACGUGAAGGAGCUGCCGGGCGCGUACGCGUUCGUGGUGGACAUGCCGGGGCUCGGGUCCGGCGACAUCAAGGUGCAGGUGGAGGACGAGCGGGUGCUCGUCAUCAGCGGCGAGCGGGGGAGGGAGGAGAAGGAGGACGCCAGGUACCUGCGGAUGGAGCGUCGCAUGGGCAAGAUGAUGCGCAAGUUCGUGCUCCCCGACAACGCCGACAUGGAGAAGAUCUCCGCCGCGUGCCGCGACGGCGUGCUCACCGUCACCGUCGAGAAGCUGCCGCCGCCCGAGCCCAAGAAGCCCAAGACCAUCCAGGUCCAGGUCGCCUGAGAAUGAGAUGCGUGGUGUGCGCGUCGAGUCGAAGCAGAGUGUCGUGUCGGUUCGUGUGCACUGGUGAUGGUUUGAUGUCGCGUUGAUGCAAAUGGGGAUGAUCUUCGGCUUCGCCUGAAUAAAACAUUUUCUAAUGAAAAAUUCAAGAUGCUCGUUUCUACUCGGUGUUCUGAAAAUUCAGAAAGUUGCGUUUGUAGCUUAACGGAAAACUGGAUAAGACCAGAACAUGUGGAAUAGCAAAAUUUGAAAGAUCCUGUAUGUCUUGG